CCUCCUCAGCCGGGGGCUCCAGGAACACCGGACGCUGCUGCGCAACCGCUCGGUUGCCCGGCCAUGGGUCUUAGUCCUGCUUCAACCCACCGCGAGCCCGCCCCAUCUGCCGCUUGACUGGAUGUGCAGGCGGCCAUCAUGGGCCGGUGCUACUACAACGAGACCAUCGGCUUUUUCUAUAAUAACAGCGGCAAGGAGCUCAGCCUUCACUGGCGCCCCAAAGAUGUGGUGGUGGUGGCCCUGGGACUGACAGUCAGUGUGCUGGUAUUGCUGACCAAUCUGCUGGUUAUUGCAGCCAUCGCCUCCAACCGACGCUUCCACCAGCCCAUAUACUACCUGCUUGGCAACUUGGCUGCGGCUGACCUCUUCGCUGGCAUGGCCUACCUCUUCCUCAUGUUCCAUACUGGCCCACGUACUGCCAGGCUCUCCAUCAAAGGCUGGUUCCUGCGACAGGGCCUGCUGGACACCAGCCUCACGGCGUCAGUGGCCACACUGCUGGCCAUCGCUGUGGAGCGGCACCGCAGUGUGAUGGCGGUACAGCUACACAGCCGCCUGCCCCGGGGACGUGUGGUCACACUCAUCGUGGGUGUGUGGGCGGCUGCACUGGGUCUGGGGUUGCUACCUGCACACUUCUGGCACUGCCUCUGUGACUUGGACAGUUGCUCACGAAUGGUGCCCCUGUUCAGCCGCUCCUACUUGGCUGCAUGGGCCCUAUCCAGCCUGCUUGUCUUCCUACUCAUGGUAGCUGUCUACACACGAAUUUUCUUCUAUGUGCGUAGACGGGUGGAACGCAUGGCGGAGCACGUCAGCUGCCAUCCCCGCUACCGAGAGACCACACUCAGCCUAGUCAAGACGGUUGUCAUCAUUCUGGGGGCAUUUGUGGUGUGCUGGACACCGGGCCAGGUGGUGCUGCUCCUGGAUGGCCUGGACUGUAAGUCCUGCAACGUUCUGGCCGUGGAGAAGUACUUCCUGCUCCUGGCUGAGGCCAACUCACUGGUCAACGCCGUGGUGUAUUCCUGCCGAGACGCUGAGAUGCGCCGCACCUUCCGCCGCCUUCUCUGCUGCGUGUGUCUCCGCUGGUCCAGCCACAAGUCUACCCACUACUCAGCUUCUGCCCGCACGGGCGCCAGCACCCGGAUCAUGCUUCCUGAGAAUGGCCGCCCACUGAUGGACUCCACCCUUUAAAUCUUGGACUGAGGCAGGAAGGAGACUGGAGCUUCAUCUGCAGCCUAUGGUCACUUGCAGAGCCUCUGACUCAAGCCAGCCCAGCAGAUGCAUGGCUCUUCAACACUCGUUGCCCCAGGGACAGAGAGUCUGCCUGCCCCUGGACAGAGGGACUUGGGGACAUCUCCGUCCGUGCGCCUGGGGAGAGCAUCCUAAUGGGACUUGGCCGUCUGGCUCUCAAUCAUCUCAGGUUUUAGGGUUUUUUUUGGUUUUUGGUUUUUCGAGACAGGGUUUCUCUGUGUAGCCCUGG
Messenger RNA from Mus caroli (Ryukyu mouse), 1474 nucleotides. It is a transcript of the gene Lpar2, whose product is annotated as lysophosphatidic acid receptor 2. Gene Ontology annotation, biological process: G protein-coupled receptor signaling pathway. Gene Ontology annotation, cellular component: membrane. The record is from RefSeq and is a predicted model, not a curated record. Gene Ontology annotation, molecular function: lysophosphatidic acid receptor activity. NCBI's taxonomy places the organism in Eukaryota, Metazoa, Chordata, Mammalia, Rodentia, Muridae.